AUGUCUUCCUCACAAUCUCAAGACCGUUUAAAACAACUGCAAGAAAUUGAAAAAGUAUGUAUAAUUUAUAUAUAUAGUAUAAAAUAGUUUAUAACUUUAUAUAGUAUAGUUGUGGAACUUGAAAGAUUUCUGCAUUUUACUUGCUUGAAACUAUAUUUCUUGAGAAAUGUUGACAAUUCUAUUUGUUUGCCAGAAAAUACAAGACCACUCACUACAUGUAGUAAAAUUACUACCAUCUGCUUGAUGAUAGUGCUUCACAAGUAAUUAUGGAUUUAUGGUUUAAUCUUAUAUUUAUUUAGGAAAUUGUUAAGGUAGUAUCAAGUGCUGGUCAUGCUUUACAGGAACUUUCACAAGAACAACCAGUGGAAGAGAAUUUGAACAUGCACACGAGAGAAUUUCUCAACUCACUACAGGUAAGCCCUCUAUAGAUAACUGGAUGAAUUAGAAACUGUACUCAAAUUUUCAUGAUUUUUGUUUUAGUUCAUAUAGGAUGCAUGAAAUAAGUCAAAAUUCAGCAUAUAGACAUUCUCCACAUAUCUAUCUCUCUGAUCCAUACUAGCCUAUAUUUAGGACCUUUUGCAGGUUUGGUCAAAUUUUGACAUGUCCCUAUUUUUGACAUGUCCCUAUUUUUUAUUCAUGUCAUGUCAUGUCCCCCCACUAUAGUGGGUCAGAGAAAUGAGGACUACCUGCAUGAAUUCCUCUGUGAACUAACAGAAUGGAACAAAUUUACAUACAGAUCAGAAUUCUGAUCCAGACGUCUCGUGUCUGUGCUCAUGUGAUUGUAGAUUAUGUUAUUGAUUUAGGGUGUUGAGAAAGGACUCCUGGAACAAAUCACGUAUUUAACUGAAGUUGCUACAGGACAACCACACGAAGGGUCGAUAUAUGGCGCAGAAAAAGUAAGAACGCAUCUUGAUCAUGACUUGAAAAACUUCAAUUGUAAGGAUAAAUUAAUCAUUUUUAUUUUCUAGGACUUUUCACUGACUUGUCAAGGAACCAGGAUUGCAAAGCAACAUGUUGAGGACUUAGUACAAGAAUUUCAAAAUCAAACAUGA
Messenger RNA from Paramuricea clavata, 1052 nucleotides. NCBI's taxonomy places the organism in Eukaryota, Metazoa, Cnidaria, Anthozoa, Malacalcyonacea, Plexauridae. The record is from the annotation of a GenBank genome assembly.